AAGCAUGGACGCCGCAGUGGUGGGAGCAGUGCUUUCUCCGACCAUCCAAACCAUACUAGACUGUAUAACCUCAAGUAAGUUCCGAGAAUUUGUUAAGGACAGAGAGCUAAAUGUUCGACUCUUGGAUGACCUGAAGAUAACUCUCAUUAUGCUUGAUGCUAUUCUCAUUGAUGCUGACGAGAAGCAGAUCACUAGUCCUGCAGUGAAAAGAUGGCUUGAAGAGUUGAAAGAUGCCAUUUAUGAUGCAGAAGAUUUGUUGGAUGAAAUCAACACUGACUCUCUCAGAUACCAGGUGGAACAAGAUUCUCAGGAAGUUUCUGAUAAGUUGAUCUCCUUCUUUUCUCCUUCUGUUGGCGGAAUGUACUGGAAAAUGAACCAGAAGCUUAAAGAAAUACACCAAAGGCUUAACCUCUUUGCUGAACAAAAAGAUAUCCUUCAUUUGCAGAGUGUUAGCCGGAGGGCACAUAAAAAGACUACAACUUCACUAGUAAAUGAGUCUGUUGUAGUUGGCAGAGAGGAUGAUAAGGAGAAACUGUUGAACAUGCUUGGGUGUGAUGAAAACGAAGAGGGUAAUAAUAUAGGAGUGAUCGCCAUCUGGGGCAUCGGUGGGGUUGGUAAAACAACCCUUGCUCAACUGCUUUAUAAUGAUGAGAAAGUGCAGCAAUAUUUUGAUUUGAAGGCUUGGACAUGUGUUUCCGAAGAUUUCAAUGUUUUUGAGGUGACCAAGAAUAUUUUAGAAUCUGUCAGCUCAAAAGCUCAUAAUAGCAAAAAUCUAGAAAUUCUUCAAGUUGAACUGAGAAAUAGCUUGAGGGGCAAAAAAUUUUUGAUUGUAAUGGAUGAUCUGUGGAAUGAUAGAUAUAGUGAUUGGGAUGAUCUGGUUGCUCCUUUCCGCAAUGGAAAAAGGGGGAGUAAGAUCAUCAUAACAACUCGCCAACAAAGAGUUGCUGAAAUUACACAUACAUUUCCUGCGUAUAAGUUGUCAACUCUCUCUAAUGAAAAUUGUUGGUGUUUACUAGCCAAGCAUACACUUAAAAAGGAAGAUCUUAACAAGCAUCCAGAGCUAGAAGCAAUCGGAAGGAAAAUUGCAAGAAAAUGUUGUGGGCUACCGAUUGCUGCCAGAUCAAUUGGAGGUCUUUUGCGUUCAAAAGUGGAUGAAAAGGAAUGGUAUAGAAUUCUAAAUAGUAAUAUGUGGGACUUGCCAAGAGAUGAUGUUCUACCUGCUUUGUAUCUGAGUUAUGUUUAUCUUCCACCACAUUUAAAGAGAUGUUUUGCUUAUUGCUCCAUAUUCCCAAAAGAUCACGCAUUGGAUAGGAAGCAAUUGGUCUUGUUAUGGAUGGCUGAAGGUUUUGUACAACAAUACUCCGAACUGGAGAUCGAAUCAGAUAACUGCUUUAAUGAAUUACUAUCUAGAUCAUUCAUUCAUCAGCAUGAAGAUCAUCCAGAAAAGUUUAUCAUGCAUGAUCUCAUCAUCGAUUUAGCCAAGCUUGUGUCUGGCAACAUUUGUAUUUGGUUCGAAGGUGAUGAAAUCCCAACAACUACUGCUCGCCAUGUAUCAUAUCCCAAACAAGGAUACGAUGGCUCUGAAAUGUUCAAGAGUUUUUAUCACCUAAGUUCUUUGAGGACUUUCCUGCCGCAACAAACUUGGCCAUUUAUAGAAUCAUGUGUCUUGAGCAAAAAGGUCUCACAUGAUUUGCUGCCAAAACUGACACGUCUAAGGGUAUUGUCUUUGUCCAUGUAUUCCAAUAUCACCGAGUUGCCUGAUUCAAUUGGCAAUUUGAAACAUCUGUGGUAUCUUGAUCUAUCCUAUACUAAAAUCACAAGGUUGCCUGAUGCCACCUUUAAACUUUGUAAUUUGCAGACUUUGCUUUUAUCAUACUGUAAGUCUUUCAGUGAAUUGCCUAAGAGUAUAGAAAAGCUUGUCAACCUACGUCACCUGGAUAUCACCGGCACUGCUUUGAAGGAGAUGCCAACACAGAUUACCAAACUACAAAAUCUUCAUAGUUUGAGUACUUUUGUGGUGAGCAAACAAUCGGAUGGAUUGAGAAUCAAGGAGUUAAGAAAGCUACCUCAUCUAGAAGGCAAGCUUUCAAUUUUGAAGUUACAAAAUGUUGUUGAUCCCAUGGAUGCUUUCGAGGCAAAGUUGAAGAGAAGAGAGAAAAUUGAGGAGUUAGUGUUGGAGUGGGAUAGUGAUGAUUCUCAAGACUCACCAACAGUGAAAAAUAUACUUAACAUGUUUCAUCCUUCAGCAAAGUUACAGAGAUUGACCAUCAACCGUUAUGGUGGUACUAGCUUUCCAAAUUGGGUGGGAGAUUCUUCAUUUACCAAUAUCACCUUUUUAUGCGUGAGCAAUUGCAAAGGUUGUUUAUCCCUUCCACCUUUUGGGCAAUUACCUUCUCUUAAAGAGCUUUCAAUUCAAGGAAUGGCUUCUGUAAAGAUAGUUGGGCAUGAGUUCUAUUGCAAUCAAGCAGGCUCCUCUUCAUUUCAUCCAUUUCCGUCCUUGGAAAUUCUAAAAUUUGAAGAUAUGCCGGCUUGGGAGCAAUGGAGGACACCAUUUAAAGGUGAGGGUAUCGAAUUUCCCUUUCCCAGUCUCAAACAUUUGUACUUGUAUAAUUGUCCUCAGUUGAAGGGAGACAUGCCCGACAAUCUUCCAUCACUGAGAAAGGUCGAUAUACUAAACUGCAGUCAUUUGGAAGCCAAAUCAUCAGCAUUGAAAUGGAUUGCUUGCAUUCAAAAAUUAAACAUUAACCAAGGGGAAAAGGACUUGCUGAGGGCCAUUGAAAAUUUUUCUCUAGACUCAUUGAAACGCCUGAGAAUUACUGAUUGUUCCAGCUUGCAGUCUUUGUCUAGAAUGAUAUCGGCAUGUCACUGCCUUCAAAAAUUGUAUCUCAAAAGCAUCCCAUCUUUAGAGUCCUUGCCAAUUCAUGGUUUGCCCACUUCAUUGCAGCGACUUAGAAUUGAAGAUUGCAGUAAAUUAGAAUUCCCACCUCAGGAAUCUUGGCAAAACUACACCAGAAUUGAAUUUUUGCUCAUUAAAAAUAGUUGCGAUUCAUUGACAUUCUUUCCAUUAGGUAGUUUCCCCAAGCUUAAAAUUCUGGUGGUUGAAGGUUGUCAUAAUCUGGAAACAUUUACACAAGUUGACGGGUCUUCCCCUACCUUAGAAUCCCUUGUUCUGUCUGAUUGUAAGCAAUUCAGAUCAAUGUCACAAGUACAAAGUGAAUCCCUCACUACCCUUAAGUACUUUUCUCUUUCUCAGCUUCCGAAUUUGGAAUCACUGCCUGAAUGUGGUUUGCCUUCUACCUUGCGAUCAUUUGUUAUAGUUGACUGUGAGCGACUAUCUUCCGUCCCUCUUAAAAAAUGGGGUUUCCAAGAGUUGACAUAUCUCUCAGGACUUCAGGUCAAAGGUGAUGGAAGUGAAAAGACUCUCUGUAACUUACUGAAGUAUCAAUUAUUACCCACUUCUCUCGUGAGAAUCGACAUCUGUGAUUUCUCUAAUCUUAAGUUUUUAUAUGGAAAAGGGCUUCGACACCUUACUUGUUUAGAAGAGCUCUAUAUCUCUGAGUGUCCAGAGCUUGAAUUCUUGCCAGAAGAUGAGCUGCCAUCCUCUCUUUUGGAGCUCAAUAUCUUAGGCUGUCCUAAAUUACGUAAAAGAUAUGACCAUCAAAAAGGACAACACUUCUCCGAGAUUGCUCAUAUUCCUACCUUACAAAUAGAUGGCAUAUAUUAUGAUCCUUGGGAAGCGUCACAAGAACGUACUCGGCUUUCAAGGGGAGAAGGUGAGGGAAUCAAUAAAACUCGGGAGCUUCCAAAUAAAAGAGCUCUAUUGGAAGCAAAAAGCGUGUUGAGAAAAAUGAAAGGCGAUAAGGAUGAUUUGCUGCUAUUUUGGUAGAGAUUAAAGGUUG
Molecule: messenger RNA, 3899 nt
Organism: Neltuma alba
Lineage: Eukaryota; Viridiplantae; Streptophyta; Magnoliopsida; Fabales; Fabaceae
Product: putative disease resistance protein At3g14460
Exons: 3
Coding region: 5-3886 (1293 amino acids)
Molecular function (GO): ADP binding
Source: RefSeq, a predicted model, not a curated record